AAAUAAAAAGGAUAUAAACGAGUCGUAUAUUAUUACCAGGCCCCAACGGUCGAAUUUCAGUGUGAAUCAAUCCAUCUAGAGAAAGAGAGAGAGAGAGAGAGAGAAGAUGAAGCAAAGGAAGAGAGCGCAAAGAGAGCCGUCAGAAACCCUAACGCAGGAAUUAACAGUAGAGAUCGGCGACGACGGAGAAAGGAAAGGCUUUUACGCUUGCUAUCUAUUGGUUUCCCUCAGUCCUCGCCACAAAGGCCAUACUUACAUUGGAUUCACAGUGAACCCACGACGUCGUAUUAGGCAGCACAACGGCGAAAUCGGGUGCGGAGCGUGGCGAACCAAGAAGAGGCGUCCUUGGGAGAUGGUCUUGUGCAUCCAUGGCUUCCCUUCUAACGUUUCCGCUCUUCAGUUUGAGUGGGCAUGGCAGCACCCAAACGAAUCGUUGGCUGUGAGGAAAGCGGCCGCGAGUUUUAAGUCUUUAUCUGGAAUAGCCAAUAAGAUCAAACUGGCAUACACCAUGCUUACCUUACCUUCAUGGCAGAGCUUGAACAUCACUGUAAACUAUUUCUCAACAAAGUACACUCAGCACUCUGCUGGCUGCCUGAGUUUGCCGCAGCACAAGAAGGUCAAAAUUUGUCCCAUGGAUGAGCUUCCGUGCUAUGUCAAAGGGGAUGAGGGUUUGUUUGAAAAUGAGGGCGAAUGGGAUAAUGAAGAACGGGAUGAAGCUGGCAGCGGCAGUGAAAGUGCAGAAGAAACAUUGUCAAAUUCCAUGUUUGGAAACACGGAAGAACAUGAUAAGAACGGCCUUGGUAAACUAUAUGGCUGGAUAACUGAAGGAGAAGAUUGUAGAGAACAAUCUACUUUUGCAGAGUUACCUGCAAGACCAUCUUCAAAUGUGAGUAGUAGUGGUUCACUUGCUGGAGAAUUUACUGAUGAUACUGGUAUCUCUGGGCUAUUUAAAGACGAAAGUUUUAAAUCGAAGCGACCAGCAAAGGAUCCAUCUAAAUCUCUAGUAACCAUAGACGAUGAUCAACCACCUAGCAGCCAUAUUGUGCCUAGUGAAGUAGAGAUUAUAGAUGUGACGACUCCAUCUCCUCUAUGCAGAAGUAGCUUGUGGGGGAACAAGGCCAACAAAAGAGCAAGGAAUAAAGAGCCCCACAAUGCGCCUGGUGAAGUAGAGGUGGUAGAUUUGACGACUCCAUCUCCUCUAUGCAGAAGUAGUCUAUGGAGGGAUUUGAUUAACUAUGCCUAAAAGGGUUAAAUGGUGAAUUAGAACAGGUUUCCGAAAAUUUAAGGGUGAAUUAGAAGAUGCUUGUUUUCUGUGUUAUAGGUGUGUUACUACUAUAAAAAGUGAGAGUUGCAGUUAUUCUCGCUGCUCGCAGCAUACUUGUUGUACUGUUUCAUGCCGUUGACUCACUCAACAACGAAUCAAUAAGAAUAU
Messenger RNA from Morus notabilis, 1432 nucleotides. RefSeq lists its product as uncharacterized. Gene Ontology annotation, biological process: double-strand break repair via homologous recombination. NCBI's taxonomy places the organism in Eukaryota, Viridiplantae, Streptophyta, Magnoliopsida, Rosales, Moraceae. The coding region runs from base 107 to 1243 and encodes 378 amino acids. The transcript has 4 exons. The record is from RefSeq and is a predicted model, not a curated record. Gene Ontology annotation, cellular component: Slx1-Slx4 complex. Gene Ontology annotation, molecular function: 5'-flap endonuclease activity; crossover junction DNA endonuclease activity.